Messenger RNA from Phodopus roborovskii (desert hamster), 4805 nucleotides. It is a transcript of the gene Atp10d, whose product is annotated as ATPase phospholipid transporting 10D (putative). Gene Ontology annotation, biological process: phospholipid translocation. Gene Ontology annotation, molecular function: magnesium ion binding; ATPase-coupled intramembrane lipid carrier activity; ATP hydrolysis activity. NCBI's taxonomy places the organism in Eukaryota, Metazoa, Chordata, Mammalia, Rodentia, Cricetidae. The record is from RefSeq and is a predicted model, not a curated record. Gene Ontology annotation, cellular component: plasma membrane.
AAAUGUCUGGCUUGGAAGCAUAACUCGUCCCGCCCUUUGGAUCCCUGCUCUGUUCUCUUCUGGCACCUUGGAACCCGGGGUGACUAUGCUGUGAUGAGCGCCCAGGGAGGGACAGAUCAUCUGAACCACCCAGGACUCCCUGCGACUUGGACAUGACUGAGCUUCUUCAGUGGGCCAGACAUCACUGGCAUCGGCUGAUGAAUGGGAGAACACAGGAUGAAGAUGAGAGGCCAUACAACUAUUCCUCCCUGCUUGUCUGUGGGGGCAAGUCCUCCCAGAUGUCCAAACCGGCAGGAAAGCACCGCGUUGUCAUACCUCAUCUCCCGCGCUUCAAAGAUGAGUAUGAAAGGUUCUCUGGAACCUACGUGAAUAACCGGAUACGGACAACCAAGUACACGCUUCUUAAUUUUGUGCCAAGAAACUUAUUUGAGCAGUUUCACAGGGCUGCCAAUUUAUACUUUCUGUUUCUCGUGGUCCUGAACUGGGUGCCUUUGGUAGAAGCCUUCCAAAAGGAAAUCACGAUGCUGCCGCUGGUGGUGGUGCUAACAAUUAUUGCAAUUAAAGAUGGCUUGGAAGACUACCGAAAAUACAAAAUUGACAAGCAGAUCAACAAUUUAAUAACCAAAGUUUAUAGUAGGAAAGAAAAAAAGUACAUUGACUGUUGCUGGAAAAAUGUCACUGUCGGGGACUUCAUUCGCCUCUCGUGUAACGAGAUCAUCCCUGCAGACAUGGUCUUACUCUUUUCCACAGACCCUGAUGGCAUCUGUCACAUAGAGACUUCUGGCCUUGAUGGAGAGAGCAAUUUAAAGCAGAGGCAGGUGGUGCGUGGGUAUGCAGAGCAGGACUCUGAAGUUGAUCCUGAGAUGUUUUCCAGUAGGAUAGAAUGUGAAAGUCCAAACAAUGACCUCAGCAGAUUCCGAGGUUUUCUGGAACACUCCAACAAAGAACGGGUGGGCCUCGGCAAAGAGAAUUUAUUGCUAAGGGGAUGCACCAUUCGAAACACAGAGGCUGUUGUGGGUAUCGUGGUCUAUGCAGGGCAUGAGACCAAAGCAAUGCUGAACAAUAGUGGGCCACGGUAUAAGCGCAGUAAAUUAGAGAGAAGAGCAAAUACAGAUGUCCUCUGGUGUGUCCUGCUUCUGGUCAUAAUGUGUUUAACUGGUGCACUUGGUCAUGGAAUAUGGCUAGGCAGGUAUGAAAACAUGCUCUUUUUUAACAUCCCUGAGGCGGAUGGACGUGUCAUAUCACCCGUGUUGACUGGAUUCUAUGUGUUCUGGACCAUGAUCAUCUUGCUUCAGGUCUUGAUUCCCAUUUCACUCUAUGUGUCCAUUGAAAUCGUGAAGCUUGGACAGAUCUAUUUUAUUCAAAGUGAUGUAGACUUCUACAAUGAAAAAAUGGAUUCUACCAUUCAGUGCCGAGCUUUGAACAUCACUGAAGAUCUUGGGCAGAUCCAAUACCUCUUUUCUGAUAAGACAGGAACCCUCACCGAGAAUAAGAUGGUUUUUCGGAGGUGUAGUGUAGCAGGAUUUGACUACUGCCAUGAAGAAAAUGCCAGGAGACUCGAGUCCUACCAGGAAGCUGUCUUUGAAGAGGACGAAUGCACAGAUGCUCUCAGCGGCUCUCUCAGCAACAUGACUAAACCCAGAACCCACAGCUGCAGGACAGUUCACAGGGGACCUCUGAGAAGCAAGUCCUCAACUCAUCUCUCUGGGAGCACUGCUGCCCUAGGAAGUAGAGAAGGAUCUGAGGAAGUGCCUCAUUCCAGACAAGCUGCGUUCAGCAGCCCGAUUGAAACAGAUGUGGUACCAGAUACCAUACUUUUGGACAAGUGUAGCCAGAUUACCCCUCAGCUCUUCACCCCACUGGAUGGGACCAUGCAGAGUCCACCCCCAGAGAUUUUGUACAUCGUGGAUUUCUUCAUUGCUCUGGCAAUCUGCAACACAGUGGUGGUUUCUGCUCCUAACCAGCCUCGGCAAAAGGUUGGGCUCUCCUCACUGAGUGGAAUGCCCAUCAAGUCCUUGGAAGAGAUUAAAAACAUCUUCCAGAAAUUGUCAGUCCGGAGAUCAAGUUCACCGUCUCUUGCCAGUGGGAAGGACCCGACUUCUGGGACUCCUUCUGCCUUUGUGAGCAGAAUCUCUUUCUUUAGUCGAACAAAACUGUCACCUCCUAUGGAGGAUGAGCCUUCCCAGAUGGGUGAAAGCCUCCAGGCCAGUAACUCAGCUUGCUGUACAGAAACUGAGGCACAAAACAGUGCCAUUGGACUCACCAUUGGUACAGCUGAUGCCCUAAAUGGACCACCUUCUUUGGCUUCCAACCUGUGCUAUGAAGCUGAGAGUCCGGAUGAAGCAGCCUUAGUGUACGCCGCCAGGGCUUACCACUGCACUCUACAGUCUCGGACCCCAGAGCAGGUCAUGGUGGACUUUGCUGCUUUGGGCUCAUUAACAUUUCAACUCUUACACAUCCUUCCCUUUGACUCAGUAAGAAAAAGAAUGUCUGUUGUGGUCCGGCAUCCUCUUUCCAAACAAGUCGUGGUGUAUACAAAGGGUGCUGAUUCUGUGAUCAUGGAGCUGCUGUCGGUGGCUUCCUCAGAUGGAACAAAUCUGGAAAAACAUCAGAUGAUAAUACGAGAGAAAACGCAGAGCCACCUGGAUGAAUAUGCCAAACGAGGGCUGCGCACUUUAUGUAUAGCUAAGAAGGUCAUGAGCGACACUGAAUAUACAGAGUGGUUGAGGAAUCACUUUUUAGCUGAGACAAGCAUUGACAACAGGGAAGAAUUGCUGGUUGAAUCUGCCAUGAGACUAGAGAACAAACUCACAUUACUUGGUGCUACUGGCAUUGAAGACCGUCUUCAGGAGGGAGUCCCCGAGUCUAUAGAAGCCCUUCACAAAGCUGGCAUGAAGAUCUGGAUGCUGACAGGGGACAAGCAGGAGACAGCUGUCAACAUAGCUUAUGCAUGCAAACUCCUGGAGCCAGAUGACAAGCUCUUCAUCCUCAAUACACAGAGCAAAGAUGCCUGUGAGAUGCUGAUGAGCUCGAUUUUGAAAGAACUGCAGAAGAGAACUCAAGCCUCUCCCAAGCCAGCAUCACUAAGAAAGGCCUCCUGUCAGCCUCCUGACCCCCAGGGCUCUGAACGUGCUGGGCUCGUCAUCACAGGAAAGACCCUGGAGUUUGCCCUGCAGGAGAGUCUGCAAAGGCAGUUCCUGGAGCUGACUGCAUGGUGCCAAGCUGUGGUCUGCUGCCGAGCCACACCCCUUCAAAAAAGUGAGGUGGUGAAAUUGGUUCGAAACCAUCUCCACGUGAUGACCCUGGCCAUUGGUGAUGGCGCUAAUGAUGUUAGCAUGAUACAAGUGGCCGACAUUGGGAUAGGUGUCUCAGGUCAAGAAGGCAUGCAGGCCGUGAUGGCCAGUGACUUUGCUAUCUCUCAGUUUAGACAUCUCAGCAAGCUCCUUCUUGUGCAUGGGCACUGGUGUUACACACGACUCUCCAACAUGAUUCUCUAUUUUUUCUACAAGAAUGUGGCCUACGUGAACCUCCUCUUCUGGUACCAGUUCUUCUGUGGGUUUUCAGGAACAUCUAUGACUGACUAUUGGGUUCUGAUCUUCUUCAACCUCCUCUUCACAUCUGUGCCCCCCAUCAUUUAUGGCGUGCUGGAGAAAGACGUAUCCGCGGAGACCCUCCUGCAGCUGCCUGAACUUUACCAGAGUGGUCAGCACUCAGAGGCAUACUCACCUCUCACCUUCUGGAUCACCUUGUUGGAUGCCUUUUAUCAAAGUCUGGUCUGCUUUUUUGUGCCUUACUUUACCUACCAAGACUCUGACAUCGACAUCUUUACAUUUGGGAAUCCCCUGAACACAGCAGCUCUGUUCAUCAUUCUCCUCCACCUGGUGAUAGAAAGCAAGAGUCUGACUUGGAUCCACAUGCUGGUCAUGGUUGGGAGCAUCUUGUCCUACUUUUUCUUUGCCUUGGCUUUUGGAGCUUUGUGUGUAACUUGCAACCCACCAUCCAACCCCUACUGGAUUAUGCAGAAGCACAUGCUGGACCCAGUGUUCUACUUAGUAUGUGUUCUUACAACCUGCAUAGCUCUUCUGCCCAGGUUUCUAUACCGAGUUCUUCAGGGAUCUGUGUUCCCAUCUCCAGUUCUGAGAGCCAUGUACUUGGACAGACUAGCUCCAGAGGAGAGGGCAGAAGCUCUCAAGAAGUGGAGAGGGACUACAAAGAUGACUCAAGUUGUAUCUAAGUGUGCCAGCCAACCAGCUGCUGUUUCAGGAACACCCAGGGCUGGCCCUUCCACUGCCCUUCCAAUGAAGUCAGCAACAGCCUGUGCUGUUGAGCAAGAAGACAUACCUACAUGUGAGACUAUGCUAGAUGCUGGCUACUCUGAAACAAGCAUCUCAAAGGUGACUGAGCCCUCAGCAUGUUAACAACACAGGAUACCCUGCUUAGAGUUGCCAGUGAUCUUUCACACUUGGAAGGAUUCAGAGGAAAUGUCUCUCAACAGUGAGGAUCACUUGUGUUUUUUACAAGGGAUAUCAGCAUUUUGCUGGGCCUGGAAAACCCAAUACCAUAUCUGCAGUUGUAUACCUGUGUGCACAUUUGUAAGCAAGGGCUAGUGUUUGACCUCAGCAGAGUGAGUGCUAGGAAGGGGAAUAUUUAAUUCAGGAUCAUAUGUUAUUUUAAUUGUCUUAUAAAUGCAAGCCUUCUCCAAGGAAUUCAUUUGAAAUAUACUUAUUUUAUAGGUAAGUCUCAUGCAUUUGGAGAAUGCUUUAAGUGAGAUCCAACACAAACUUUAAUUUAGGGGGGGAAAAAAG